Messenger RNA from Paramecium sonneborni, 2107 nucleotides. NCBI's taxonomy places the organism in Eukaryota, Ciliophora, Oligohymenophorea, Peniculida, Parameciidae. The record is from the annotation of a GenBank genome assembly.
AUUAUGGGUCAAUCUUAAGCAUAACCUCUGAAAGCAUUAUUUAAUGUUGGAAGUGAUAAUGUAUCAUAAAAAUAUAUAUUAAACAAUAGGAGUUUUAAACAAAAUUAAACAUUUUCUUAGGUUAGGAUUCACCUCCAAUUUUACCUAUUGAGGCUAGAGAAGUUAUUAAACAUGAAAAGUUUCCAUAAUUAUUAGAAUCACUUAUUGAAAGGAUGAAACAUGAAAAUAAUAAGAUUGUUUAGAACACCUUAAAGAAUUUAACAAUAUUUAUUCCAAUAUUAUUGGCAGAAAAUCAUUAAUUAAUCAUUUCCAAUAAUUCAAAAGUAGAAGUUGAAGUAGUUAAUAGAAUUACAGUUGUCAAAGCUGAUGAAGACAUUGAACCUUUAGAAGCUGCUAAUUUAGCUUAACCACGAAUGUUCAGAAUCAUUGAUAACCUAAUGGAUUUAUUAUUUAAACCUGGUUUUACAAUUUAAGGAAGAGAUACAUUUAGUUUGGAGAACGACCCUAGAUUAAAAUCCUUGUUAAAAUAAUGGCUUGAUAAAGAUAUUAAAUUAAAAUUAGAAAAUAUUUGGAGAGGUCUAGCUACUUUAACCAAAUAUCCAAAUGAUUAAAAAUAAUAUUACGAAAACAGGGUUUUAGUUUUAAGUUGUUUACUUGCAUGUUUGGAAGAGUAAUUAUAUUUACAAUAACCAAAAUCAAGCUAAGCAUUAAAAUAUUUGGCAUUUGAAGAUCAUGCUGAAAUGUUUGCAUCUCUUUGGGCAGUCAUUUUAUUUCAUAAACAUGGUUACUUUUGGUUUCAAGAUAAUUUAUUAUAUCAAUAAAAAACAUGUAGAUUUAUGGCAAUACUCAGUGCAUAAAUUUUGAAUCUAAUAUUCUCAUUUGAAUAUGAUGACAAUAAAUUUAGAAAAAUUGUUAUAGAAACUAACUUACUUGAUUAUUCUUUUGAUUUGUUGAUUGAAAACAUGCAACAAUCCCUUAUUUAUGAUACUAAUCUCAUUACAACUAAAGCUCAUGAUAAUAAAGGAGUCUAAGAAUUCAUGGGAUUACUUUAUUUCUUAUUGACUAAAAAUUAAUUUGCAGAUAAAUACUUGAAAAAUCUUUCUUAACAAAGGAUUAUUAGUAUAUUAUAAUUAUGCUUGUAUUACAUAGCAUAAUUUAUGGAUAAUGAAGUUAAUUAUGAAGUUUAUUCAAUUUCAUUAGAAAUAUUAGACUUCCUUUUUGACUAUGAAAACAUAGCAAAGAUAUCAUAAGAAAUCGUUGAUGUCUAAUAUAGAGUAAAAGUGUUGCCUAUUACUUCAGGAACUUAUCAAGAUUAUAUAAUUAGCUAUUACAGCCAUCUUUUGCUUUUAGAUUUCACAAGUAGAACCAAAUUUUAUGUUGAGCGUUUCAAAAAGAAAAAUUUGGAUUAUGAAAAUACUACUAUAAGUUAUAAGCCAGAUCUAUUAUGUAGAACAUUAUAUAAAAUGUCCCAAUAUACAAAAUAAAUCUCAUUAGAUGCAUCACUGUUAUUUGAUUAAGCUAUUAAAAAGUAUUAUCUCUAUGAAUUUUUGUUUUUGAAUACUAUUUAAAUAAAGAAUUAAGAAUUAUUGACUUUGUCUUUAUUAAAUUUUAUUAAAAAUGGCUGUUGGACUAUUUUAUAUCAUUUAGUUUAGAAUUGUGAAUAUAUUCUUAAAUUCUAAGUUACAGAUAAAAAAUUAUCAAAGUUUUUCCAAUCUUGCUAUUAAGACUAAUAAGGAAUGAAGAAUUAAGAAAUUGACCAAAAAGAGUUUUAGGAUAGUAUAAUUAGAUUCUAAUUUUAGGAUUUUCAAAAUACAUGUAAAUUUGGAAAGAUAUAAAGAUACGAUUCUAAGGUCUUCAUGUUUAAUAAUUAAAAUAAAUAAUAGGGAUUACGAUAAAUAAUUUGAAUUCCGCCAGUAAAGUAAUUUAAGGAAUAACUAAAGAAGAAUUUAUUGAUUUAUAUAAGAAAACUAGCUGGUCUUUUAUCUUAGAGUAUUAAGUUGAAUUAGAAAAAAGAGAAUUUCAAUUGGAUAUCUAUGCAUUUAAUUAAUAUAAACAACAACUUGAAUACAUGCCAUUAAUUGAUUUAGAAAAAUGCAUUUUCAUUUGA